Pundamilia nyererei is the source of this 708-nucleotide messenger RNA. RefSeq names its product transmembrane protein 229B-like. NCBI's taxonomy places the organism in Eukaryota, Metazoa, Chordata, Actinopteri, Cichliformes, Cichlidae. Bases 68 to 598 code for a protein of 176 amino acids. The transcript has 2 exons. The record is from RefSeq and is a predicted model, not a curated record.
CACACACACACACACACUAGAGAGCUAAGAGAUUACAAAGGCACAGAGACCCAUAUGCCGACAAGCAAUGGAGACGAGUAAACUCAAUCUGAGGCGAAUGCGAGGUAACGAUCAAGGGAUUGUUGAAAAUGACUCCCCAGCAGAACCACAUGGCAGCAGCCCCGCUCGACCUGUUUCUGCUCUUGUUCGUCUCUACGUGUAUGCGCUGCAUGGCUGCCUCUGCGAGGUGGCCUUCACUGCUGUGUGGGACUGGUGCAGCACCCAGGACAGGAGGCUGGCAGGCCACAGCAGUCUGUGGGCGCUGCCCAUGUAUGCCACAGCAAUCUAUCUCAUGGAGAGGCUGAGGGCCCUGAUGCUCGCUCAGAAUCACCCACUGACUGUGCGGCUCGUGCUCUACACUGUUUUCAUCUACCUGUGGGAGUUCAGCUGGGGUGUGGGGCUUAGUUUGUUGGGAGCCUGUCCAUGGGACUACUCAGGCCAUAGGUACAACCUGAGAGGACUGAUAACUCUGGACUAUGCACUUCCCUGGGCUGUGGCUGCAUAUAUAGCAGAACAGCAUGUGAUCAGGCACACUUUAAGAAUAAGACUGCAUAACUGAACCGCUGUUGUGACGAUCUGGACUCAUGUGCUUCCAAAACACUUGAUUAAUUAAUUUCAUAUUAAUUAUAUUAAAAGUAACUAUUCUGUUGUUUUUAGCAGUAUAAUAAA